Messenger RNA from Styela clava, 750 nucleotides. The record is from RefSeq and is a predicted model, not a curated record. Lineage: Eukaryota; Metazoa; Chordata; Ascidiacea; Stolidobranchia; Styelidae.
AUGCCUGUGUUGGGUAGCGAUUUCUUAACUAAUUAUGGACUUAUACUUGAUUUUAAAAAUCGCUUACUAAUUGAUCCAUCUAGCACGACGAACGAGAUGAAGCAAAAUACAAUGACUUUGGUAGCGGCGAACAUCGCCUCAGGCAUCAACAAGGACAAUCGUUACGUUCAAAUAUUGAAAGAAUUUCCUUCAAUACUACGAGAAACAAUCAAUCCACUUACAACAAAACAUGAUGUGAGGCAUUCAAUUACUACAACUGGAUUGCCGGUGAGAAGUAAAGUUCAUAGAUUACCACAGAUGAAAUAUACAGCUGCCAAAGAACAAUUUUUCCAAACUCUUGAAACAAGGUAUUAUCUCACCAUCUACAAAGAAUACGGCCUAUCAAUCGAAGGUAAAUGCUUUACGGAACUACCCUCGUCCGAAACCAAACGACAGCUACGUGCUUACUUGGGAAUGUACACUUUCUACCAAAAAUGUUUACCUCAUUGUGCUAACAUUUUGGCUCCACUUCAUAAAAUGUGCUCUCAUUACUCGAACAAGUAUCAGAAAAUUACUUGGACCAAAGAACAUGACGAAGCUUUUGAAAAAUCGAAAAAUGCAUUGAGUGAUUUUGCAUUAUUAAACCACCCAGACCCAGAAGCAGAAAUAUCUCUUGCGGUGGACGCUUCAGGAGAUUCGAUUGGAAGUGUAUUACAACAAAAGAGAAAUAAUCAAUGGGAACCAUUAGGAUUUUUUCUCAAAAUCGGUUAA